AUGAGUGAUGAUCAAGCCGGGGCCAAUGAUGAAAAAGCUGUUGCCAAACACCAGGUCGUUGCCUACACGCAGAGGUCGCAGGUCAAGCACGAGAACCGGCACAUCCAGCUGGUGCGUGAGUACGGCUUCCACCCACGCACCAAAGCCUCCGUGGAGGAUGGGGAUGUGCUGCCGCGAAAAUUUGAGCCCUUUCCGGAGGAUAUGUACGGCAAGCCGCUUGAGGAGAUUGACACCUUCAUAUACGAGGAGACAUUCUGUGUGGUUUCGAAACGCUUCCGCAAGAACUACAUCCAUCGUUUCACAGGCACCAAGAGCUUAUUUCUCUUCUAUCCAUGGAGUCCAGCGCGGCGCGUGUGCGUCUAUAUCGCAACGAACCAAUUCUUCGACUACUGCGUCAUGGCCACCAUUCUGUUCAACUGCAUUUUCCUAGCCAUGACCGAGACGGUGGAGGAGGCUGAGUACAUCUUUUUGGCCAUUUACUCCAUCGAAAUGGUAAUCAAAAUCAUUGCCAAAGGCUUUCUGCUCAACAAGUACACCUAUCUGCGCAACCCAUGGAAUUGGCUGGACUUUGUGGUCAUAACUAGUGGCUAUGCCACCAUUGGUAUGGAGGUUGGCAACCUGGCGGGGCUGCGUACGUUUCGCGUGCUGCGCGCCCUCAAGACGGUUUCCAUCAUGCCCGGACUGAAGACAAUUAUAAAUGCGUUGCUUCACUCCUUCCGUCAACUGGCAGAGGUCAUGACACUCACCAUCUUCUGCCUGAUGGUCUUUGCCCUCUUCGCACUGCAGGUCUAUAUGGGCGAGCUGCGCAACAAGUGUGUGCGUCAGGUGCCCUCCGAGUGGACCAACGUCUCCCAUCUCGACUGGCAUAUGUGGGUCAACGACACGGACAACUGGCUGUAUGACGAUGAGGAGAUGCCCAUGCUUUGUGGCAACCUGACUGGCGCCCGUCACUGCCCCCUCGGCUAUGUGUGCAUCUGCGUCGGCGAGAAUCCCAAUCAUGGCUACACCAACUUCGACAAUUUCAUGUGGUCCAUGCUAACGACCUUUCAGCUGAUUACAUUGGACUAUUGGGAGAACGUCUACAAUAUGGUGCUGGCAACUUGUGGUCCCAUGAGUGUCACAUUUUUUACGGUGGUUGUGUUUUUUGGCUCAUUUUACUUGAUUAACCUGAUGCUAGCCGUAGUCGCGUUGAGUUACGAGGAGGAGGCGGAGAUAACAAACGAGGAGCGGAAAAAGGACUUGCUGGACCAUCGCGAUGAUUCCACGUUCAGCUUUGAUCCGUCCGUGUUGAAUGUGAAGAAGUUGAACAAGAAUAACAAGAAGAAGAUCGACUCGCGGAAGGGCGUCCUCCUGGCCUCGUACAGCAAGAAGAAGACGCGCCGAAAAAAGACAAAAGGUGGGAAAGAGACUAAUGGCAAUGGCAAUGGGAAUGGCAACGGCAGCAAUGGCCAUGAAAAUGAUGCCAAUAAAUCCCAUUCCGCCACGCCCAGCCCGGGACCAAGUCCACGUCACAGUGCCACAGAGCGUCCAUCCGCCCUCACGCUGCAGGCGCAGAAGCAAUACCAGCAGAUGGAGCAGCAGCAGCAUCAGCAAGCCAAAGAGCCCGCGGCUGCUACUUCCAAGAACCGCAUUAGCUUCCACGAGGAGCCGCAGAAGAACCCUAAUAUGCUGUAUCCCUCGGACUAUAAGGGACAGCUGAUCGCCAGCAGCCGUCAGGCAAGCUCCACCUCAAGCGGCGUUAAUCGCGAAUCCUCGCAGGAUGACUCCGGCGUGGUCGACGAUCACGAGGAGCAGGAUCCGACCCACGAGCUGGGCCACGUGUCCACCGUGGAGCUGGCGCUAUCCCCGCGCGAAGUGCGUCUCAUCAAGUGCAAUGGGAACAUAGCCCGCAUUAAGAAUCACAACGUUUAUGCCCUGCAUCAGGAGUUUUCCUCGGAGGUGGUGGUUAUCGAUGAUCUUCCCGACCGGAACUGCGAUCGUUGUGUCCACUGCUGCGCCGACUACGAGAGCUGGCUGCAGUUCCAGAACUGUCUCUACAAGGUGGUGAGGGAUCCGCUCUUCGAACUGGCCAUCACGCUGUGCAUUGUGCUGAACACAGCCUUCCUGGCCAUGGAGCAUCACGGCAUGAGCGAGAGCUUUCGCAAUGCCCUGGAUGUGGGCAAUAAGGUUUUCACUUCCAUAUUCACCUUUGAGUGCAUUGUUAAGCUGAUGGCCUUGUCCAAGGACUUUUUUCUGUGCGGCUGGAAUAUAUUCGACCUGCUCAUAGUCACGGCCAGUCUGCUGGACAUCAUCUUCGAGCUGGUCGAUGGCCUCAGUGUCUUGAGGGGACUGCGACUGCUGCGUGUGCUGAAACUGGCCCAGUCGUGGACCACAAUGAAGGUGCUGCUGAGCAUUAUCAUAUCGACAAUCGGUGCGCUGGGUAACCUCACGCUGAUCUUGGUCAUAGUCAUCUACAUAUUUGCCGUCAUUGGCAUGCAAUUGUUCUCCAAAGACUACACACCCGAAAAGUUUGACCCAGACCCAGUGCCAAGAUGGAAUUUCAAUGACUUCUUUCACUCAUUCAUGAUGAUCUUUCGCAUAUUGUGCGGGGAAUGGAUCGAACCGCUCUGGGAUUGUAUGCGAGCCGAAGAGGAGCAAGGUGCCUCUACAUGCUUUGCCAUAUUUCUGCCAACAUUGGUCAUGGGAAAUUUUAUGGUGCUCAACUUGUUCUUGGCCUUGUUGCUCAACAGCUUCAAUUCCGAGGAGCUCAAGUCGAAGAAAGAGAUAUUCAAGAAGAAGGAAGUAGGCGAGGAGUCUAAGUUGGCGAGGAGUAUUGAGCGGGUGCGCGAUCUGAUAAGGAAGAAGAGGCAGGAGCGUAAGGAUCGUAAGGAGCGGAAGUUUGCCGAAAAAUUCCAGCAAAUUGUGCUCGAGGCCCAGGCUCAGGCUCACGCUCAAAGUCAGGGGCAGGCACAGCUCCAGGGUAUGGAGAUGGACAAGUCCAAUCUGUUGGCCGAGACCAAGUUCCAUAGACUGAGCUACCAGGAGUCUAUGAAUCGGCCGGUCUCGGGCUCGGAUUUUGGCUUCCAGAUACCCCUGAGGGACGGUCUGCACACAAUUGUCGAUGGGCUCGAGUACGACGAGGCCUCGGAUGUGCCAGAGCAGAUCCAGCUGCAGGACCAGCCACUGCCACCAAUUACAGACUCGCUGCCGCCCACAUACGAGACGGCCAUCAUGUCUACACACAGCAACAACCUGACUCCGUUCGCCCUGGCGGAGCGACGGCUGCAACACCAGAUCUCCUCGGGGGUGAGCACUCAACAGAACGACUCCAGGGACGAGGCCACCUACACGGAGUCGAUCGAGCUGCGCCUUCUGGGCCAGUACAACUCCACGGACACAGAUCCCUAUGCCAACGAUCAGCGGAGCGGCUCCUUUAACCGCGGCGACUCUUUUCAGGACAAUUCCUCGCGGCGCUACGGCAGCGAGGAGCACGACGAGGCCUACCUCAAGUACCAGAAGUCGCUGCUGACCCGCUCACCCAGCUACAGGAAGUCCCUGGACCGGCUAUCCCAGUCCAGCGGCCACUCUCAGCGCUCGCUGCUCAAGUCGGAGGAGGCCGAGAUGCGAAGGCACUCGAGUGGCCACUCCCUGAACUCCAUAUCGAUUGAGCAGGACGAGCUGCUCUCGCAGCAGGGGGGGAAUCUGCGCGAGGAGCUGCUCAAUUGCGAACAGAAGGAGCUCUUUCAGUUCCUGCAGGAGGACGACGAGAUGCCAAAGUCCAAUCUUAGCUACAUCUCGUCGAACCCAAUGCGCUCGCGCCGAUCCUCCAGUCAGGGACAGCAAGAGAGCGAGGCACUGGCGGAGCACUCGGAGUUCGAUAACAUCAUCCAGAGCUUCGAGAAGGAGCUGGAGGAGAUCAAGCGCUCGACCACCUCGCUGGAGCGUAAGCUCUCCACCCUAUCGGAGCCCUCGCCGGCAGCCGACGAGGCCACCAAAGCGAUCAUGGAGCACAUUGCCAUCAUUACGGGCGCCUCAGAGCGCACGGCCGCCGAUGAGGUAGUGCAUCCACUCAAUCCCUAUGACAGCUACGACCUGUCCAGCGUGCCGAGACGCUCCCAAUCCGUCAGCUCCGCCGCCCAGCGCCAGUCCGUGAAGAUUAAGCGUCGCAGCCUGGAGAAGCAGCGCAAGAUCGACGAGGACUUUAGCAUAUCGAAUGAAAUACGCAAAAUCUGUGAUCAAAUCCAUGCGCCCUUCGUGGCCAUGGAGGCCAUGGCAGUGGCAGCCACCAGUCAAGGUCCGGGCGCCAGCCAGUCGCCCUUUACGCGCCGCAAGAUCGACCCGUUCACGGUACAGUUCGAUCGCUUCAAGCGGCUCUCGCUGAUCGAGCGGCUGGAGGAGCUGCCGGAGGAGGAAAAGCCAAUCUCCACGCUACGCAUCGAGUCGGAAAAGAUGCCGCGCAAGUUUCACAACAGCGACAGUCUGCGCCUCGACAGUCUAUCGCUUAAGAGCACCAACUCGUACGAGAAUCUGCUCAUCCAGAAGCAGAAGCUCGUGCUUCCAUUGUCCACUGGCGUACCCGCCACGCCACCCACCUCCUUGAAGUCGAGCAUUGAGCCACCGACACUGGCGCAAAUUUCAUCGCUAAAGGCCACGCCCACGCCCCCGCUGGCCGCCCUCACCGAGCACCAACAGCACUUUCAUGCCACGAGCAUCCAAGCGGCCCCCUCUCAUGGUCACGGCCAAGGGCACACCCAUGGGUCUGGCCACAGUCGCAGUCACGGACAUGGCCAUGGCCAUGGCCACUCACAAGCACACCCAACGGCUGGGCAGAGGCGACGCCCCAUGGAGCAUCCACAAUCGACUUUAGACAAAGCCGCUUCCUUCCAGUCCGCGCGCACCGAGUCGCACAGCUCGGGCGCCGCCGACUCCAGCUCGGCCCUGGCCCUGGCUCUCGCCCACACCCACAAGACUGAGCAAUCCGAUCAGCCGGAGAAGGCGGCACAGAAGCCGUCGGCAUUCACACGACUGACCGAAAAACCAUGGCAUUGUUUGGUUUCCUACGUAGACGACCUCACUGUCGGUGGGAGACGUAACUCGCAGGGCGCUUACAAUGAUCCCAUGACUUUUCCGAGCUACGGGCAGGCGAAGCCGCCGAAGGUGCCAGAUGACUGCUUCCCCCAGAAGUGCUACGAUCACUUCUACUUCCGCUGCCCUUGGUUUAUGUCCUGCAUGGACACGCCGAGCGCCAAGCAGUGGACCCGCGUUAGGACGGCUGUCUUGACGGUUGUCGAUACUCCGGCCUUUGAGUGGUUUGUGCUAGUGUUGAUCUUUGCGUCGAGUAUUACGCUCUGCUUCGAGGACAUCUAUCUGGACAGCAACAAGACGCUGAAGCGUGUGCUCUACUGGACCAACUUCUCCUUCUGCCUGAUCUUCGUGGUGGAAAUGAUACUCAAGUGGCUGGCGCUGGGCUUCUCCAAGUACUUCACGAGCUUCUGGACUAUACUUGACUUUAUCAUAGUGUUUGUAUCGGUUUUCUCGCUGCUCAUUGAAGAGAAUGAGAACCUGAAGGUUCUGCGCUCGUUGCGGACCCUGCGUGCCCUGAGACCCCUGAGAGCCAUCUCCCGGUGGCAAGGAAUGCGGAUUGUAGUAAACGCUCUCAUGUAUGCAAUACCAUCAAUUUUCAAUGUACUUUUGGUUUGUUUGGUUUUUUGGUUGAUCUUCUCAAUAAUGGGUGUUCAGUUCUUUGGUGGGAAGUUUUUCAAGUGCGUCAAUGAAAUGGGAGAAUUGCUGCCAGUUACUGAGGUGAACGACAAGUGGGACUGCAUUGAGCAGAACUACACGUGGAUCAACUCGAAGAUCACCUUCGAUCAUGUGGGCAUGGGUUACCUGGCCCUGCUCCAGGUGGCCACCUUCGAGGGCUGGAUGGAGGUGAUGGCGGAUGCCGUGGACGCUCGUGGAGUGGAUCUGCAGCCGCAGCGGGAGGCCAAUCUCUAUGCGUAUAUUUAUUUUGUAAUAUUUAUUGUGUGCGGAUCGUUCUUCACACUCAAUCUGUUCAUUGGAGUUAUCAUUGAUAACUUCAAUAUGCUCAAGAAGAAGUAUGAAGGAGGAGUGUUGGAAAUGUUUCUCACCGAAUCUCAAAAACACUAUUACACGGCUAUGAAAAAAUUGGGACGAAAGAAACCACAGAAAGUUAUUAAGCGACCUAUAAAUCAUUUUUUAGCUAUGUUUUAUGAUUUAUCCAAUUCGAGAAGGUUCGAGAUUGCGAUCUUUGUACUGAUUUUUCUCAACAUGCUUACCAUGGGCAUCGAGCACUACGAUCAACCGCAUGCGGUCUUCUUCAUCCUGGAAGUGAGCAACGCCUUCUUCACCACGGUCUUUGGUCUGGAGGCCAUUGUCAAGAUUGUGGGACUUCGCUAUCAUUACUUCACGGUCCCUUGGAACGUCUUCGACUUCCUGCUGGUGCUGGCCUCCAUCUUCGGCAUUCUGAUGGAGGACAUCAUGAUCGAUCUGCCGAUCAGUCCGACGCUACUGCGCGUCGUGCGAGUGUUCCGUAUAGGGCGCAUCCUGCGCCUGAUAAAAGCGGCCAAGGGUAUACGGAAGCUGCUGUUUGCCCUUGUGGUGUCGCUGCCGGCUCUCUUCAACAUUGGUGCCUUGCUGGGACUGAUUACCUUCAUCUAUGCCAUACUGGGCAUGUCGCUCUUUGGCCACGUGAAGCUGCAGGGCGCCUUGGACGACAUGGUGAACUUCCAGACUUUCGGGCGGAGCAUGCAACUGCUCUUUCGCUUGAUGACGUCGGCCGGAUGGAACGACGUGCUCGAGUCGCUGAUGAUCCAGCCGCCCGACUGCGAUCCCUUCUUCAACCGCCAGACUAAUGGCGACUGCGGCCACCCUCUGCUGGCCAUUACCUACUUUACGAGCUUCAUCAUUAUCAGCUACAUGAUUGUGAUCAACAUGUACAUUGCCAUCAUUCUGGAGAACUUCAACCAGGCGCACCAGGAAGAGGAGAUCGGGAUCGUCGAAGACGACUUGGAGAUGUUUUACAUACGCUGGUCCAAAUAUGAUCCACAUGCCACCCAGUUUAUACACUUCUCGCAACUGUCCGAUUUUAUUGCCUCUCUCGAUCCACCAUUGGGCAUCUCGAAGCCUAAUAAUGUCGCUCUAGUGUCAUUUAAUCUGCCCAUCUCUAAGGGUAAUAAAAUACACUGUCUCGAUAUUUUGCACGCGCUCGUGAAGCACGUGCUAGGUCAUGUCGAGGAGACCGAUAACUUCAAACAGUUGCAGGAACAAAUGGAUGUCAAGUUCAAGAAACAGUUUCCAACGCGCAAAGAAUUGGAAAUUGUUUCGUCGACGCGGAUCUGGAAGCGCCAGGAAAAGGCGGCCAAGACCAUACAGACCGGCUGGAAGGACUAUUUGCGGCGCAAGAAUGAAAAGGAGCGCUCCAAUUCCGGCGACAGUGCCACUCAAACUUCCAGCCCCGGAGGAUGGCAAUCGAAGCUCUCGGCCCUCAACUUUUUCCACCUGCAGGUUAGUCGUCGGGGAACUGCCUGCUCCAGUCGUGCCUCAUCGCGGAAGUCUUCACGUGCCUCUGAUGGCUCCGAUCUGAGUGAACUAGCCGGGCCCUGGCUGAAUUUGCCGCUGAUGCUCGUCUCGGGGGCCGAUGAUGUCGUUAAGGAUAUUAAGCAGCAGGGCGAUGAGAUGGGCAAACGCGGUAGCAUAUUUGUGGAAGCGCCUAGAGCAAGUCGUCGCCGAAGCUUUUAUAAUUUCUUUUUGCGUCAUCAGGAUGCUGUCGAUGACAGCUUAACCUCACCUUCAGUACAUAGAAAAACUGCUAUAAAUACCACGACCAACACCACCACCUCAGCCUCUGUGUCCGCCAGCGUUUCUGGUGCGGCCUCCGCCACCUCAACUGCGACAGCAGCAUCCGCCACCGACAGCGACAGACAACAGGUGGUGGGGGGGCCGGCUAGCUCACGUAAGCGCGCCUCUAGUUUCAUACGCAAGAAACCCCCCCUUGAAAGAGGUUUGUCAGCACAAAGCGCUUUAAGAGUUAACAAGAACGCAUUUGUCUCGGAGGGACCUGCCCCCGAGGUGAUUGUCACGCGGCCAUCGCCGGAUCAGCAGACGCAUCCGCACAUGCAUGCCCUCGGCCUGCGACCGGACAAUGCCACACUGGUCCAUGUGCUGGUGCAUCGCGAGAGCGAGGAGUACAAGGAGGAGGACGAGGGCAGCCUGUCCUCUACUGGCAAUGGCAAUGGCAACGAGAAGCCCAAGCCGCCGCAGAUACGCAUCAGCACGGGCUCGUCGGAAAGCCACAUGGACACGUGUCUGAUGCCCACCGUGCAGAUAAUGGUGGACAGUCCCAAGGAGCCGCCACGCGGCGAUUUCAGUACAGAAUUGGCUGCUUCACCGACAGCCACAGCGAUCGGUGUGGAGGUGGAUCCAUCUCCCAUCGAUGUGAAUGUGCAGGGGGACACAUCGCAGGUGUUCUACGACUACAAUCCCGACAAGGCAACUGGCAACGAAAUUAUCGAAAUGGACACACUCGCAGAGGAUGAGACGGAGACAUUAGCUACAAGAGAAAGCGAAGCCGAUUCACUUCCAGCCCAGGACCAGCAGAGAUGACCUUCGGUCAACAGUGGGCAGCAGGAUUCCAGCAAAAGCGGCAGCAGCAGCAGCAGCAGUAGCACCAGCAGCCGGAUCAGUGUCUGCUCCUCAUCAACAUCAACAUCCUCUGCUGUCGCUGGUCGGCGUCCAAGUUGACAACCUCCAGCCUGAACGCGAAUCCGAUGCCGAUUACUGUGUGCAUUUGUCUCUGAACUCGUAGUUUCUUAGGCUUAGGCUUAGGCAUAGGCGGGGCCGGGGUGCCCCUUUGUUAUCAUAGUCGAUUACCUAUAUAUACAUGCAUACAUACAUACAUAUAUAUAUAUAUAUAUAUAUAUAUAAGUCGCUUUAUACGAUAUAUACACAUAUACAGAUACAUAUACAUAUACGGAACUAUCCAAAUUUAUAUACAAUAUCAAUCUACGAUGGCCAGAACAUGCAGGAGGUGGAAAAGAAAUCAAUAUUAAACUCUGUGUUAACAAAAACGUGCAUUAACAAACCGUACAUUGUGUACACGUAAAGUACGCUAAUCAAAUCAAAAAAAAAGAAAACAAAACAAAAAAAGCAAGAAUCCAGAAUCAUAGAAUAACUUAUCACAAUCGGAAUCCGAAUCGGAGAAAAGGGCAAAAUGUCAAUAGCUUACCGGCCGUUCGGUUCUUAGUCGUAGUCAUACCGGGGUAUUUUCUUGGAUAUUUUCGAAGGUUGUCUUACAAAAAGAUUGGCAUUGCAUGCCUACUCGAGCAUUCAGUACACACACUCACAUUUACACAUACAAACGUGCAUAUGUAACAAACUAUCGCGGUCGGAUCUAGGCUCAUAAAAGUAGAUUUAUUUUCUCAAUUAAUGAUACAUACAUACAUAUGAAUAUAUUUUGUACAUAUGCCAAAGGAAGUAUUUUAAACUAAUGAGCUAAUACUAUACUUUUAGAUAUAGGGGAUAGAUAACCUUUACAUAGCGUACGCCGUACGAGGUCUUAACAUACGUACAUAUAACAUUAGUUAGUGCAAAUUUAAUGAAAUAUUUAUAAAGGUUUUUCGUUACGACUACGAUAACGCAUACAAUUACCGAUUAUCAAUUAUCGAUUAUCGAUUACCAAUACGAUUACGAUAGCGCUAGCGAUAACUAUAAACGAUUAUUAUCCAUUACCGAUUGUUCGAAGUACAAAGGCGAAGUAUUAGUAGAUUUGAUUAUUAUGUACUGUACAUACGAGUAUCUGGUUAUCCACACCCACACACCCCAUCAACUUACUCGUACACAAGUCUCUCUCUCCCUCUAUACAUCUCUCUUCUUCAGCAUACUUCAGUAAUAUCUUAAGCCAUAGAACAAUGUCAAGUGAAUCCAAUCUUAAGCCCAUUCGGGAAAUUAUAUAUCCAGCCAGCACAAGUAUCGAACUCGAAUUGAAUCGUAAUCAAACCAAACCAAACCAAAUCGAAAUCAAUCAGCAAUCAGCCAGAUGAACCGCAGUCCUACCUAACGAAUAACUUUUAUUGUUGUGAACUAAUGAUUAGUUAACUUAUUAUAUGAUUUAGAGUAGCUUAAAUCAAAACCAAGUUGCAACAAUUGUGGUCUCCUAUGAAACAAAAGAACAAACCAGUAAGCUUCCACAACAACUCUAUUUUAACAUAAUGAUUUACACUUUACACCCAUGGAAUGUACGUGACUUCUUUGUACAACUUUGAUAGGGGUUUGUUUGGGGGCCCGGGGCCAAGUUUCCAAGAAACUUGCCGUGUUUUUGUUACAUUUUAAGUGUUGUUCUCUCGCUCUUAAGUCGUCAUUGUGAUCGCAUUAAGUUUACACAUCGAACAGGAUUUUUGGGGUAUGAUUAUUUACGAUUAUUAUGUACAUACAUAGUAAGUACUAUACGAGGAAAACCGAAACCGAAGUACACCAGCAGCCUCCAAAGCAGCAGCACACACUCCUCUCGACUUUACUCUACACUUACUCUUAAUCUAUUUCCGAAACCUAACAACAGACAAUCAGACAGCGAUUGAUAGUAAAUUGAAAUUCUAUGGUACCAACUAAAUCGUUUUCUCCAAGAACAUACAAAAUAACGUACACACAAACAAAUUAAUUGUGAUUUUAACUGCAAUUUUUACACAGAAACGCAAAAAAUAACAAAAAACAAACAAAAAUGAAACAAAAGCAAA
Messenger RNA from Drosophila subobscura, 10727 nucleotides. It is a transcript of the gene NaCP60E, whose product is annotated as sodium channel protein 60E. The coding region runs from base 1 to 8601 and encodes 2866 amino acids. The record is from RefSeq and is a predicted model, not a curated record. Gene Ontology annotation, biological process: sodium ion transmembrane transport; neuronal action potential; membrane depolarization during action potential. Gene Ontology annotation, molecular function: voltage-gated sodium channel activity; protein binding. The transcript has 28 exons. NCBI's taxonomy places the organism in Eukaryota, Metazoa, Arthropoda, Insecta, Diptera, Drosophilidae. Gene Ontology annotation, cellular component: voltage-gated sodium channel complex; plasma membrane.